Verruconis gallopava is the source of this 2777-nucleotide messenger RNA. RefSeq names its product DNA repair protein (mre11). Gene Ontology annotation, biological process: mitotic intra-S DNA damage checkpoint signaling; double-strand break repair via homologous recombination; double-strand break repair via nonhomologous end joining. NCBI's taxonomy places the organism in Eukaryota, Fungi, Ascomycota, Dothideomycetes, Venturiales, Sympoventuriaceae. The coding region runs from base 148 to 2373 and encodes 741 amino acids. Gene Ontology annotation, molecular function: DNA endonuclease activity; 3'-5'-DNA exonuclease activity; manganese ion binding. Gene Ontology annotation, cellular component: nucleus; Mre11 complex. The transcript is spliced from 3 exons. The record is from RefSeq and is a predicted model, not a curated record.
CUCAGGGGAGAGAGAAGUUUCGAUAUCCAAAGGCACAAAGAAUAUUCGUGCUUUGUGGAUGAAAAAGUUUAUAUAUGUACAUCCACCUUUCUUCUUUUGCAUCUACCUUUGCACCCCUUCGUGAACAUCGAUGAGUGUCAAUCGAAUAUGCCGCGCCAACGAAAUACGCCACAGGAUGACGCGUGCAUGACCGAAGCCGAUGAAAUCACAAUCUUGGUGGCAACAGAUAAUCAUGUCGGAUACAAUGAACGCGAUCAAGUCCGAAAGGAUGAUUCUUGGAGGACCUUCCACGAGAUUAUGGAGCUUGCGAGGUCUCGUGAUGUUGAUAUGGUUCUGCUGGCUGGCGACCUGUUCCACGAUAACAAGCCAUCCCGCAAGAGCAUGUUCCAAGUCAUGCGGAGCUUAAGACUGAACUGUUUAGGCGAUCGUCCUUGUCAACUGGAGAUGCUGAGUGAUGCUAGCGAAAACUUUGGAGGGCUUUUCGAUCAUGUCAACUACGAAGACGAAAAUAUUAAUGUGGCCAUUCCUGUCUUCUCGAUUCACGGUAAUCAUGAUGACCCUACUGAGGAGGGAAACUUUGCGGCUCUAGAUCUGCUCCAAAUGUCUGGUCUCGUGAACUACUUUGGCAAGACUCCACAAGCAGAUAAUAUCACACUCAAGCCCAUACUUCUUCAAAAGGGACGCACCAAACUUGCUCUAUAUGGUAUGAGCAAUGUUCGCGAUGAGCGUUUGUUCCGAACAUUUCGUGACGGCAAAGUGAAAUUCUAUCAGCCUAGCACGCAGAAGAAUGAUUGGUUCAACCUCAUGGCUGUACAUCAAAAUCAUCAUGCGCAUACUACGACCGGGUAUCUCCCAGAAAACUUUCUGCCCGACUUCCUUGAUCUUGUCGUUUGGGGCCACGAGCACGAGUGCAUAAUUGAACCUCGUUACAAUCCAGAAAUGAAUUUUCAUGUCAUUCAACCUGGUUCUUCCGUGGCUACUUCUUUGAUGCCUGGUGAAGCAGUACCCAAAAAAGUUGCUCUUCUUAAGAUUACUGGUAAAGAGUUCAAGGUUGAGCCGAUACGGCUGAAAACAGUGAGACCAUUUGUAAUGCGCGAGAUUGUGCUGGCGGAAGAACGUGCUUUGAAAAACGUAUGGAAAAAGGACAAUAAUCGUGCCGAGGUCACAAGACAUUUGCAGCGUAUCGUCGAAGAGAUGAUUGAACAAGCAAAGCAAGAGUAUAUAGAAGCUCAAGAAGGGGAUAUUGAAGACAUCGAGGUACCAUUACCAUUGAUUCGUUUACGGGUUGAAUACACUGCGCCGGACGGUGGACGCUUCGACUGCGAAAAUCCACAGCGGUUUUCGAAUCGCUUUAUAGAUCAUGUCGCUAAUUCGUCAGACGUUGUCCAGUUUUAUCGCAAGAAAACCGCCACACGACGAAAAGACAAGAACGAACCUGAUAUGCCGGACGAAGAACGUCUUUCAGAGCUCACAUUAGAUUCGGUCAAAGUUGAGAAGCUUAUCAAAGAGUAUCUGGCGGCUCAGAAUCUUCAAAUCCUCCCUCAGAAUCGCUUCGGAGAUGUUGUCAGUCAAUUUGUGGACAAAGGCGACAAGCAUGUCAUGCAUGACUUUGUUGCGGAAGCUCUCGAAGAGCACACUAAACAUUUAUUUGAAUACCAGGGUGACGAUGAUGAUGAUGUGACAGAAGCCAUGGGGAAUUUUCGGGCAAAAUUGGACGACUUGUUCGCGAGAGGCCAAUAUCGAGCUAAAAAGCGUACAACAAGGCUGAAUCCGAAGCCUGUAGACUGGGAUUCAGACCUUAACGGGUCAUGGGAGGAUCAACCAGCAGCAAUCCAUCAUUCGGAGAGUGAAGAUAACAAUGACAAUGAUGAAGAUGCCCUUUCUGUGAUGUCUGCAACUAAAAAUUCCAAUCGUGGAAGGGGCACAGCUCGAGGUCAAGGACGAGGCUCUCGAGAUACUGCUAUGGCAUCAACGAGAAAGACUGCUUCAGCAUCGAAAAAAUCAACUGCCAGUACCCGAGGUAAUCGAGCAAAAAAACCAAUUGUUGAAGAGGAAGAUGACGACGAAGAGUCCGAUGUACAGAUGGUUCUCGCUAUAUCAGAGGAAGAUGAAGACAUGUUUGUUCGACAAUCUCCAGUCAUUAAGAAGACUGGAUCGGCUUCCGUUACAAGAAAUACUGGGAGGGCGGCGCCUGCAAAGAAAACAUCGGCAAAGACGAAGCAAAGCACGUUGAAUUUUUCACAGUCUACUUCACGGACUACAAAAGGCAGGAGCGUUGCGCGAUCCAAACCGGUUGAGAUUAGUGAUGAUGAGAUCUCGGAUGAUGAUGACGCCUUCGAGCCGACACAGGAGAUGCGAAAAAGGCGACGAUGAUCAAUGAGGGAAAUUUUUCGCUACCGUACUGUUCAAAACAUACUCCAAUGGUUCAAGGAGGAUUAAUGUCGUGAUGGAAGGGCAUAGCGAUCUGGUGUUUUUUCCUUUAAAAAAGAGCCAUAUAAUUGAACCUCAGUGGCUUGAUAGAUUCACGUGACUGGCUUGGCUGAUAUACUUACAUGGCUAUACACCCGACAAAAAUAAUAAGAGCAUAUCAUAGGUGAGAGAAACCAAAACAUGUAAGCCCUGUAUUGAAUUUGAAGAAACUUUGGUCUCUAAAGCAACAAAGAGCUAAACGAUUUCUUCUCCUCAGGGGACGAGGCUUCAGCCUGACCAAUCUUCCCCGGUUGGCUCUUUCCUGCGCCCUAGGUAUUUGGAAUAUAUAAUGCCGGAUACGCCUGCCU